Sphenostylis stenocarpa is the source of this 1725-nucleotide messenger RNA. The record is from the annotation of a GenBank genome assembly. Lineage: Eukaryota; Viridiplantae; Streptophyta; Magnoliopsida; Fabales; Fabaceae.
AUGGCUUCACAACACGAAAAUGGGUUGAAUGUUUACCCGAUUCCUAUUGGGGUGGAGACAACAAUGGCUUCACAACAAGAAAACGGGUUGAGUGUUUGCCGGAUUCCUAUUGGGGUCGAGACAACAGUGGCUUCGCAACACGAAAACAGGUCUACGGACCCGAGUCCAAUUGGGAUGGAGACCCAGGAAGCAGAGACAGAAAAGUUUUCGACUUUGGGUUGUGCUGUACCUAUUGAGGAAGCUGUCGAGAAGAUCAAUUUGUUGGGUUCCCCUCUUUCAAUUGAGGAGAACAGUGAUAAGGAUGAUAGCGGAAGUGAUAGUGAUACUAAAAGUGGAAGUGAAAAUUCAGGGUCUGAGAGAUCUGAUUCUGGUAGUGGAAGCAGUAGUAGUAGCGGCUGUAGCAGUAGCGAUAACGAAGAGGAAGAAGAGGAAGGUGAUGAUGAUGACGACAAGGGAGAAGUUGAAGAAGGCGAGAUAAGUAGUUCUGAUGAAGAAAAGAUGGUUAGUUGGAGCAUGGUUGAUGAUGAUGUUGAUCAUGAUGAUGAAGAUGGUGAUGCAGGAGUUGGACCCAUCAGGUCAAAGAACGAGCUUCAGAAUCUGCCUGUUGUUCCUCCUGUCAAUGCGGCUUUAGAACCACACCAUGAAAUGUUGCCAGUUGGAAUUGUUACUUCGAUUCUUGGUGCUCAAGUCAUUGUGGAAGGAGUGAAGAAGCAUGACCCUCUUAAUGAGGGUUCUAUUCUUUGGUUGACUGAAAGCCGAAAACCACUAGGUUUAAUUGAUGAAAUCUUUGGACCAGUCAAGAACCCUUAUUAUAUUGUGAGAUACAAUUCUGACAGUGAAGUUCCUGCAGGGAUCAAUGGGGGAACCUUGAUCUCGUUUGUUCCAGAAUUUGCUGAUCAUGUGCUUAAUAACCAGGAUCUUUAUAAGAAAGGGUACGAUGCAUCUGGUGCGAAUGAUGAAGAGGUGUCUGAUGAAAUGGAGUUUUCAGAUGAUGAGAAAGAGGCUGAAUACAAGAGAAUGCAAAGAACGACAAAAAGAGGUGUAAAUGAUCAAAACCAUGGCAAGAAGAAAAACAACAGAAAGAAAUUUUCACCUAAAGAGCAUCAUGCGGCACCUACCAUCCCUGCUGCUCCUGCUGCACCAUUGCUUACUCAUGGAAAUUGUCCUCCUUUUCCAGGCACUGGACAAGCACUUUUGGGGGGAACUGCCACAGUUCAAUCAUUUCUCCCCUUAAAUUCAGCGCCUAACUUUGCUACAAAUGGAAUUUGGACAAACGGAACAUUUCCACAGCAGCCUCAGACUGGGUUGCUUCCUAAUGGUUUUCCUACAAAUGGCAUAUCAUGGUACCCACAAAACACUCAAAUUCGUCCUCAGCUGCCAAUGCCAGGAAUCCCAUUUCAACAGCAAUUACAUGCCAAUCAGGGUUCUCUUUCCACAAAUAUGCUAACUGGGAUGCAGCCCAAUAUGUUUGCUCAAUACAUAUAUGCUACAGGGCUUGUUGGUCAAAACCAAAUGCCAUAUGGGAUGGGGUCACCCUUCCCUCAGAUUCAGCCACCUGCACAACAGGGAUUUCCAUCCCCUGGAUUUCAUUCAGAAAGAAGCCUUAAUUUGCAUUCUAAUACCACUUCUGGCACCCCCCCUCAAUUUCAUCCACGCCCAUCUGGUAAUCGUGGUAGAAAAACAUUUCGUGGUGCAGGUAGGAAAAGGUGGCGACCAGCCAGGUGA